This is a messenger RNA of Paramecium sonneborni, 1328 nucleotides long. The record is from the annotation of a GenBank genome assembly. Lineage: Eukaryota; Ciliophora; Oligohymenophorea; Peniculida; Parameciidae.
CUUAAUGCGAACAUAACAUUUUGAAAAUUCUCUGUUGGUUGGAAAGCUUUGGAUAGGAUCAAUUACUGAUGCUAGAAUCAUAUUAGUUGUCUUAGUUUCUUAUACAUUUCUUUAAUGUAAAAAUCUAAUUAUAUCAAUUAGAUUAUUUUAUCUAUUAUUUUUCUGUAGAUUAUUAUUUAGCAAAUUCAUUGAAUUGGAUAUGUAUUGUCCUUUUCUUGUAUAGUUACUUAUGUGGAACAUUUACAGAACCAGGAGUAGUAAGAAGGCUUUAACUAAAUGAUGAAGAAUCUGUAAAAACAAUAUAAUCUAAUGAUAAUGAUAAUGUGAGAAUUUUUGAAAAUAAAGACUACUUUUAAGAAAGAUUUUGUUCAAAAUGUAAAGUUAUCAGACCUCCAAAAACUAAUCAUUGUGAUAAUUGUAAUAAUUGUGUAAAGUUGUAUGAUCAGUAUGUAUUUACAGUAUCAUUAUAGUCAUUUUACACUUAUGAGCAAUUGUAUAGGAUAAAGAAAUUACAAGUAUUUUAUAAGUUGGAUUUAUACUCUUAUCAUUUAAUUUAUAAUCUGGUAUUGUACACUAUUUUAACACACAUUUUAAAUGUUUAAAAUGUCUGAAGCUUUAGAAAGAUUAUAUUAAUCAUAAAUACUUUAAGGUGCAGUUCUGGGUUUAAUAAUAUCGUUUUAUUGUUCUUUAAAGUAAGAAUUAUAAUUAUAUUACAGUCGAAAAAGUAUUUUUUAGACUAUUAUCAAUUGGAUAAUAAUCAUUUGCUUUUGUGUUUGCUUAUAUCAAGUAUACAAUUUCGAAAAAAACUAUUAUGAAAACUAUUUUUGUAGUCUAAUUUUUGUAAUUAUUACUUUUCCUGGGGCUUCAGUGUAUUUUAUCUAAUUCAAUUAUUAUUUAGAGCUUUUGCUGUUGCAAUUUUAUAAUCUUAUCAUAUAUCAAUUGGAGUUAAUUUAAAUGAAUGGUCAACUUUAGAAAAACAAAUUAAUCUAAUUAAUGGAUUUUCUCAUUAAACGAGAACUUCAGAGGAUAAAGAACAAAUAAUUUAAGAUUAAAAAAAUUAAUUAGUAAUGGAGUCUCAGGAUGAUAUAGAAUUGAGAAAAUAAAUUAUAUAAGAAAUUAACGAUAAUAUUUAAUUAAAGGGCAAUUUAUCAAAAGAGAAAAUAGAAUAUAUUUUCUAAUAAAGAAAAGAAUAUCGUUUAAAUAAAAAAUAGAGUAGAAAUGCAAAUCUUUAGGUUUAGUUUCUUAAAUAAAAGGCUUCAUUAAAGAAUUAUUUUACUAAUUUAAUUAAAUUAGUUUCUGAGAAAUAAUUUUAAAGUGAGUUAUAUUGA